CGCGUUCAAGUGUUCGAAACGCUGCACACGUGUUUCGUCAGGCGAGACGCGCCGAUCACGUGGUAAGCAGACGCCAUCGCGUUAAGAGCGCGUGUAGGCGGCCCGUGUGCGAGAGUCUUCGCGUUGCUAUAUGUAGGUAUAAUACGCUCUUCGCGAGCUCGACUGCCGCAUGAUGUAAUCCAACGUCGGUAUUUCGGCUGGAAUCGAUAGGAAAGCGCGCGCGACGUCAUAUAGAGCAGCGGCUUUACCCAGUUCCGGAGUGCCGGGUCAGGAAGUCACGACGGCACAUGAGAGCAUGUAUAGAAUAAGCUGAGAGAGUUCGGAAGGAACCAAAAAAAAUAAGCAAAAUGGUUGAAGAAAAUCUUAAAGCACCGACGGAGUUGGACACCUUCCUUCCGACAGACGGAUCCAGCUUGAAAGACGGUGCUCUCACUGCCAAGUACAAAGUACAAGUUGCCUCGCGCGAUGUCGAAACCGCCGCCCAACGAGAUGGAAAGAGCUUCGACCCCUUCACGGAACGAAAAGUUUCCAAUCCAACGACAGAUUGUGAUACGUUAACCCACCUACUGAAAGCCUCCCUAGGAACUGGAAUCUUAGCAAUGCCUGUAGCCUUUCAAAGUGCCGGAUUACUAGUAGGAGUUUUUGCGACGAUACUCGUCGCAUUUGUUUGCACGCACUGCGCGUAUAUUCUUGUUAAAUGUGCCCACGUUCUUUAUUACAAAACGAGAAAAACGCAAAUGGGAUUUGCGGAUGUCGCCGAAACCGCCUUUGCAAGUGGACCUAAAUGGGCCCGGCCGUUUGCUGGACCGUCUAGAUACCUCAUUCAAAUUAGUUUGUUCAUAACGUAUUACGGCACCUGCAGUGUAUAUGCCGUGAUAGUGGCGGCAAAUUUCAACAAAGUUAUCUCAUACUACAUGACGCCGACCGGCGAACCGCUAGUAGAAAUCAAUCCCAGAAUCAUAAUUGCUAUAUUGCUGCUUCCGCUGAUUCUCCUCAGUUGGAUUCCUGAUCUCAAAUACCUAGCACCCGUCUCAAUGGCAGCCAAUGUAUUUAUGGGAACGGGUCUUGGAAUCACGUUCUAUUAUCUCGUCAAAAGUAUCGAAAACUUCGACAAUGUCUCAUAUAUAGCACCCAUUUCAGAAUUUCCAAACUUCUUCAGUAUAACAAUAUUUGCUAUGGAGGCUAUAGGAGUCGUCAUGCCAUUAGAAAACAGCAUGAAAACGCCCCAGCAUUUCGUCGGUAUUUGUGGAGUUCUGAACAAGGGAAUGUCAGGUGUGACGAUGAUAUAUAUUCUGCUCGGAUUCUUAGGAUACGCUGCCUUCCCCGGAAAAGCUGAGGGCAGUAUUACUUUGAAUUUGCCCACUGAAGAAAUUCCCGCACAAAUCGUACAAAUUUUAAUAGGUCUGGCAGUUUACUGCACUUUUGGCUUGCAAUUUUAUGUGUGCCUUGACAUUGCUUGGCAAGGGCUUAAGGACCGUUUCCAAAAGAAGCCAAACCUUGCUAAUUACGUUUUAAGAACCGUUCUUGUUACUGGAUCAGUUUUGAUUGCAAUAGCUGUACCGACAAUCGCUCCCUUCAUUGGACUGAUCGGUGCAUUCUGUUUUUCGAUUUUGGGUCUUCUCAUUCCAGUAUUCGUUGAGACUGUUACAUACUGGGACAUUGGAUUUGGAAGGUUCCAUUGGGUGGCUAUGAAGAAUGUUAUUAUUUGCGUCAUUGGCCUUAUGGCUUUAGUAUUUGGAUCUAGCAAUGCUGUUAAAGAUAUUCUUAAAGAGUACGCCCCAAAAGAUGCAGAAGAUGCAAUAUCAAGAAACGUAACAAAUAUUGCAGUUAAUGCAACAGCAGCUGUAGUAAAUGCAACAGUUGGUGCAUUGAAUACAACUGUAGGCAAUUUUUAAUAGGUGCUAAUUUUUGUCUUUUUAUAUAAAAGUAUAUCAAAAAGCUAUUUUUUGUAAAUACAUUUUAAAAUUAUUAGUUUAAAAAAUAAAGUUUUUUUGAUACAACACA
This is a messenger RNA of Nasonia vitripennis (jewel wasp), 2004 nucleotides long. It is a transcript of the gene path, whose product is annotated as proton-coupled amino acid transporter-like protein pathetic. The transcript has 10 exons. Gene Ontology annotation, molecular function: amino acid transmembrane transporter activity. Gene Ontology annotation, biological process: amino acid transmembrane transport. Gene Ontology annotation, cellular component: vacuolar membrane. Bases 348 to 1895 code for a protein of 515 amino acids. NCBI's taxonomy places the organism in Eukaryota, Metazoa, Arthropoda, Insecta, Hymenoptera, Pteromalidae. The record is from RefSeq and is a predicted model, not a curated record.